Messenger RNA from Zingiber officinale, 2212 nucleotides. Its product is annotated as BAG family molecular chaperone regulator 1-like. Gene Ontology annotation, molecular function: adenyl-nucleotide exchange factor activity; protein-folding chaperone binding. Gene Ontology annotation, cellular component: cytoplasm. Bases 1156 to 1722 code for a protein of 188 amino acids. The record is from RefSeq and is a predicted model, not a curated record. Gene Ontology annotation, biological process: protein stabilization. NCBI's taxonomy places the organism in Eukaryota, Viridiplantae, Streptophyta, Magnoliopsida, Zingiberales, Zingiberaceae. The transcript is spliced from 3 exons.
GCUUCACUGAUCCCCUCUCCCUCUACCAUCCCUGCUCGAAGUUGUCGUCGCCCGACACCGUGCCACUCACCGCCUAUCGCAGAUACAGCCCCAGUAGCAGUAGUGUCGCCGCUACCUGAGAUCGGCCAGCCACCACUUUUCUCCUCCUAAUUUACACCAUUGUCAUCGAUCGUCCGAUGUCAUGCCCUAGUUUUGGCUGCCACCGCCGAAUCACCAUUGUCACCGCCUCCUCCUCCUGAUCAUGGUGAGGUCUGCUCUCAAAGUCAAAGGAUUUAAUUUUGUAUAGAUCGGAGUGAAGGAAAGGACUGUGUGGUGCUACCUUGUCCAAUCUGUCCACUGCUAACUCCUCACAACCUAGUCAAUCCCUCUCCUCCCUCGACAUUGGUCAGAGCAAGAGGCCUACUAUGUGACUUCCCAGUUGUUGCACCCCUCUUCAGUUGUUGCUUCAUUUGAUGAGCCACUGCCAUCGACUCUCAGUUGCUUGUCGAGUUGCUUGUCGAUCUGCUGUUGGAGCAAUGAACGACCACCAAGGAAGGGGGAGCUCCACUUUCUCACAGCUUGAUCUAAGGUCUUCACUGAGUGGCUGGGAUUCUGAACUUGGGUAAGAUGUGCUUUGAACUAUGUUAAUUCUGGGGUGGUUAGCAAUUAGUCAUAAUAUUAAUGUGUGUUCAAUAAUUAGAUUGAUAUUAUGAUUGUUCAUGCACUGCAACAAAACUACACAAAGAUAAUAGUUUUAGAAAAAAUCAUUAAAAAUUUGGCAAAAGAUAACCAUUUUUGACAAAAUUAUUAUCUUUCAUGCAAUAGUUAUCCCAAAAGAACCGUUAUAACAACAGUUGAGACAUGAUUAAAUGAACCAUUGUAAAAGAGAAUACUUUUACCAUGCUUGGCACAACAGUGUAUAAAUCAUUGUCAUUGUGAUAAUAAGACAAUGGUAAACACCGUUGUUAAUGAAAUUAUUAACAUUGUGUUUUUUUCCGCCUUAAAACUCAUGCAUCGGGAACACUUAAAAAAAACGUAUAUUCUUUUUUUCCUCUUUCCUUCCUUUGUUCCUCAAUGCAAGAGGUGGAACGGACGGUGGAAGCAUUUAGUCCGAUGAAGGAAGAGAAGGUGGAGACAGAGAAAUGGGAGGUGAGGCCUAGCGGGAUGUUGGUUUAGAUGCGCGAUGCAUACAACGAUGAUGUCGGUGCACCUGUCCCCACCAUCCGUGUCAAGGUCAAAUACUAUGCCACUUACCACGAGAUUAACAUCAGUGCCCAGGACACCUUUGGGAAGAUGAAGAAGGAGCUAUUUGCCAGGAUGGGGCUACAUCCGCUCGACACGAAGCUGAUGUAUAAGGAAAACGAGAGCGCAUCGACGACUUUCCUCGAUGCUGUUAGCGUUAAGGACAGCUCUAUAAUACAAUUGAUGGAGGAUCCGAUGGCGAAGGCAAAGUGUCUCCUGGAGAUCACAAGACUGACAAAUUGGCAAGGUCGCAAAGUCUAUCUCUGUAAUCCGCCUCGAGGUCGACCGUCUUGCCUCCAAGGUGGAUGGCUUCCCGGGGCUCAAUCCAUUGAAUCAGGAAAAAAGUUGCUUUUAUUGAAGGAAAUUGUACAAGACCUUGAAUUAUUGGGCUCACCAUUGCUCUUGCUUUUAUGGUGGGUUGUCUUUUAUUCCUUGGAUUAUUGUUUGGAGGCAAAUAAAGGUUUCCCAGAGGUCCAAUCGAGCUUUUGUGAUAGCUGGUAAGGCAUCUUUCCAGUAAGUGCUUUGUCCUUCAUGAUGGCUCCUUCGUCUAAAGUCUGUUUCUUUAACUUGGCAGAUAAGCUCCAUCUCUCAGAGGUUGUUGAUGAUGUUGCGACUUGCCGUCCAUUCGAUGUCGGCCAUAUGAGAUCUUUUGUCGUGUUCCUCUGGGUGGAGGAUGCUCGUUCGUCCUGAGUUGGCCAACUAUGCGUAUUGUUCCAGGAGUGGAUAAGGCCCGCUAGGUGAUGGGAUGCCUUCAUAUUGGGCUUUGCCUGGAUUUGUAAUAGUGAUUCUUCUAUCUGGAUUAGUAGAAGAAGAUCCUUCUCCGUCGGAGUCCAUGGUCCUGUAAUAUGACAAACCAAUCAAGAGAGAGCGUCAGCAAGUAGGUUAUCUUUACCUUCGAUGUACUAGAAUUGAACAUCAAUGCCAAGUCCUGUGAUGUAGUCUGUAAAGGAUAACCAUCUGACCCUUGAUGGCUUGUUUUGUGCUAUUUUAU